AUGCGGAAAGGGGUGCGGCAAGGCUGCCCGCUUGCGCCAUACCUCUUCUUAUGCGCUGUGGAACCUCUGAGCCAGCUGGCGGAGCAGAGAAAGCUGGGAAUCGGAGAGAAGGGCUGCGAGAGACUAGCGUAUGUGGGGUACGCGGAUGACACGACUUGGCUGUUGGAAGGGGAAGCACAGCUGAAAGAGGCGGGGGUUAUGUUACAAGAGUAUGCGGCAGCGUCGGGGCUAAAGGUGAACGCCGGGAAGUCCGCGGUGCUUCCGUUGGGAAAGAACGUGGGGGAGCCUGCGCCGGAUGGGCUAAGCUACAAGUGGAUCGAGAAGGAUGUUGCAGAGAGACUGCUGGGGGUGUGGAUAACACCGGGUGGAAACGCGGAGGUUACGUGGGAGAAGGCAUUCGAUAGGGCGGUGGGGGAACUGAGCAAGUGGAAAUCAAAGUACUUGACGACAAGGGCGAGGGUGAUCAUCAUAAACAGCUACGUGUUACCGGUGUUUCUCUUCCAGGCGUAG
Messenger RNA from Closterium sp. Yama58-4, 510 nucleotides. Lineage: Eukaryota; Viridiplantae; Streptophyta; Zygnematophyceae; Desmidiales; Closteriaceae. The record is from the annotation of a GenBank genome assembly.